UAGAAUCGCCUGGGUUUCUAUCUCUUUGCUAGAGAACGUCCCUACAAGAAAAGGCUGACCCUUGACACCGCCAGAAACUUUCCCCAGACUUGGCCUCCAUUGGUAGAAGGAGUCGCCCCCCUGCUGGCGGGCGCCCCACGAGAGUCCCAGAGAUUUUAUAACAUUCAAGAAGCACAUGAAAGAGGCCUCUCAUCCAGUAUUCUUGAUUAAGUUAUGAAAAUGGAAUUGAAGCUUAUGUUCCCCCUUCGUACGGUGAGCCCAGCUGUGAGCAGGGUGUUCUGUUCUUCACUUCCAGCAAGCCAGAGUUUUAUAAAUGGACACUGACAUGGACUACGAAAGACCCAACGUUGAAACCAUCAAGUGUGUGGUCGUGGGAGACAACGCCGUGGGGAAGACGCGCUUGAUCUGUGCCAGAGCGUGUAACACAACGCUAACGCAGUAUCAGCUGCUGGCCACCCACGUGCCUACCGUGUGGGCGAUUGACCAGUACCGAGUGUGCCAGGAGGUCCUGGAGCGUUCCCGGGAUGUUGUUGAUGAAGUGAGCGUUUCUCUCAGGCUUUGGGAUACUUUUGGCGAUCAUCACAAAGACAGGCGUUUUGCAUAUGGCAGGUCUGAUGUUGUGGUCCUCUGUUUUUCGAUUGCUAAUCCCAAUUCCCUAAAUCAUGUGAAAACCAUGUGGUAUCAAGAAAUCAAGCACUUUUGCCCUCGCACACCUGUUGUUCUAGUUGGCUGCCAGCUAGAUCUCCGCUAUGCUGAUCUUGAAGCUGUUAAUCGAGCCAGACGCCCUUUAGCAAGGCCCAUAAAGAGAGGGGAUAUUCUGCCCCCAGAAAAAGGCCGAGAGGUUGCAAAGGAGCUGGGCAUACCGUACUAUGAGACAAGCGUGUUUGACCAGUUCGGAAUCAAGGACGUGUUUGACAAUGCGAUCCGAGCAGCGCUGAUUUCCCGCCGACACCUGCAGUUCUGGAAAUCCCACCUAAAGAAAGUCCAGAAGCCUUUACUUCAGGCACCAUUCCUACCUCCAAAAGCCCCUCCGCCGGUCAUCAAGGUUCCAGAAUGUCCCUCUAUGGGGACAAGCGAAGCUGCCUGUUUACUGGACAAUCCUCUGUGUGCCGACGUCCUGUUCAUCCUUCAGGACCAAGAGCACAUCUUUGCACAUCGAAUUUACCUCGCUACCUCCUCUUCCAAAUUUUAUGAUCUUUUUUUAAUGGAAUGUGAAGAAACCCCAAAUUGGAGCGAAGGAGCUGGUGAGAAAGAGAAGCAGAGCAGGGAUUGCCAGGGGCGGGCAUUGAGCCUUGACCCAGACGAGGAGUGGGAGGAAGGAACGCCAAGGACACCUCAGGCCAAUCAGUGGAAGGCCUCGAGCCAGAACCUGUCCCAGCAGGAGAGUCUGGCUCUGGAAGGCGAGAGCUCGACUCUGGAGACACAGACCUUAUCAGGCUGGAGCAAGGGGUUCCUUGGCAUGCACAAGGAAAUGCAAGCCAAUCCCGUUUCAAAGCGCGUGGGCCCUGUCACUGUGGUCAGGAUGGACUCCUCCGUCCAGCCAGGCCCUUUCCGGACCCUGCUCCAGUUUCUUUAUACGGGACAACUGGAUGAAAAGGAAAAGGACUUGGUGGGCCUGGCUCAGAUCGCAGAGGUUCUGGAGAUGUUUGAUUUGAGGAUGAUGGUGGAAAACAUCAUGAACAAGGAAGCCUUCAUGAACCAGGAGAUUACAAAAGCAUUUCAUGUCAGGAAGGCCAAUCGGAUAAAAGAGUGCCUCAGCAAAGGGUCGUUCUCAGAUGUGACGUUCAGGUUGGAUGAUGGAGCCAUCAGUGCCCACAAACCGUUGCUGAUCUGUAGCUGCAAGUGGAUGGCUGCCAUGUUUGGGGGCUCGUUUGUGGAAAGCGCCAACAGUGAGGUGUAUCUCCCGAACAUAAACAAGAUGUCAAUGCAAGCAGUAUUGGAUUAUCUUUAUACCAAGCAGUUGUCACCUAACUUGGACCUGGACCCACUGGAAUUAAUUGCCUUGGCAAACAGAUUUUGCCUGCCACACUUGGUUGCACUUGCAGAGCAGUAUGCUGUUCAGGAGCUGACGAAGGCCGCAAUGAGCGGCGUGGGCAUCGACGGGGAAGUGCUCUCUUAUUUGGAACUGGCCCAGUUCCACAACGCCCACCAGUUGGCCGCCUGGUGUUUGCACCACAUCUGCACCAACUACAACAGCGUUUGUUCCAAGUUCCGCAAGGAAAUCAAAUCGAAAUCUGCAGACAACCAGGAAUACUUUGAGCGGCACCGCUGGCCCCCUGUGUGGUACCUGAAGGAAGAAGACCACUACCAGCGCGUGAAAAGGGAACGAGAGAAGGAAGACAUUGCACUAAAUAAACAUCACUCGAGACGGAAGUGGUGCUUCUGGAAUUCAUCUCCAGCAGUCGCCUGAGGAGGAAGAGAAACAAAAAUCAGUAAUCUGACACACACUUUUAAAAGCACUACUGUAAAAUUAGUCCUAUUAUUAGAGAUAAGUCGUAGUUCAGGUUUCAGGCACUGAUCUUCCUCCACUUUUGUGCAUUUAUCUUUGUUGGGAUCAAAGCACAAGCCUCCCCAUCAAUGAGCCUGGACAAAAAGGGAAGUUGACGCUCACUGCAUUCCUUAAACCUAUAUGUAUAUUUUUUGUUAGAAGGCUUAAUAAACUUUAGUCCAUUAUUCCGUUUGUUUUUAUACAAAGGAAAAAAAAAUCCAGCUUUCAUGUUUCAAAUUCCAAAUUGGAAAAUAUUUUUAUAUGGUCUCUUGUAUUUUGUUGAAAUGAAAAUACUAUGUAUUACUUUAUUUUACAGGCCACAAAUUAACCAUGAAGUCACCCUGUGAUUCUCUGCCCACAUGACCACCAAGCAUUAUUACAUAAUUAGAGGGUUAUCCUUUCGUUGUAAAGUAAAGGGUUGGAAUGAAAUUCCCCCAAGCGCAAGUUAGAGAGUGUUUAAUCUUUGUUCUGCUGAAUAACAUUGGUAUAAUUACCAAGUCAACUCCAAGAAUGUGUAUUUACAAUAUUUGCCGUGUAAGUGCUAGUAAUUAUAUGGUUAUAUGUGCCAUGUAAAAUACAGUGAUAUCAAAUCUUCUGUUGUUUAAAAUGUCCAGAUUCAAGAGGAUAAUCUUUAUAAUCAUUAGAAGGGCUUAUUAAAUCCCAGCAUUAUCCAGGGCAAACCCACCAGUGGACCUGAAUACAAAAGAUACCAUAAGAGUGUUGGUGUUUGGAUUGCUGUGUUCGGGUUUGUGUCACGCAGUAUUCCUUGAUCUUGCCAUGCUUCUGCAUGCAGAUUCUCUAAUGACUUGAAUCGAGAUGGGCGAGGGAAAGAUCUCCAGACUUUGUCCCAUCGUCUUUCCAACCGAAACAGGCUUCCUCAGGUCUCUCACCUGCAGCCAACUUCACUUUGUAAGACACGCAUUUUUAACUCUUCCCAGGGAAAAUUCAUGCCACUGUAGAAGUAGGCUGAGGCAGACCACCCACCCCUACUGAGAUUCAGCGGGGCCUAUGAAAGCGCAAAGCUGGAGGCUGGGUCGUCUGAGGUCCCUGCAUUCUCCAACGCAGACAGGAAUCUUAUUCCAAGAGUCUAGGAAAUGGUGCUAUUGUGAGUUAGUCCUGACCCUUUGUCAUUCUGAGUUUUCAGUGUUAAAAUAGAAAGCAUUGAGCAGGGGAGCUUUAUAGAAGCAGUCAAUCAUUGCUUCUCUGUACAUUAAAACGUUACAGCACUCAUACAGAGCAUUUUAAGGCGACAGCUCCAUACUUGCCAUGGGAUGUUGUAUGGCGGGGGCUAGGGCUUAUUUUGUUGAGAGGUCAACUUACUGAUGCUAAAGGCUGUUGAUUUUUUUUCUAGUUGUCGGAAGUUAGAAGAGAGUUGAGUCUAAACCCAGUGUUGACAACCAUAUGCAUUUGAAAAUCUAUCCAGAUUACGGAUGGACAUUUAUUUACUGGCAGUGGAUACACACCAGAUACAAGAGUUUGGAGAGGCCCAGAAAUGCAUCACCCUCUCAUGACAAAGGAGAGGGCACUAGAGUAGAGAUGGAUGGUUGUAAAUGCUUUUACUUUAACUUUUGGUCAGUGGGGCUGUAAAGCAUUAACAGAAGGAGAAAGGAGACAGAAUGAGAGGAUAAAUGUCAAGACUCAGGACGAUUUGACAUAUAUCCCACCAUAAAAUGGCAACAGUUGAGUUUUUAGUGAAUGGUCAGAGUUGAAUUUAUACAACCAAAGCUCCCAUGUGAUUGUAAUCUUGCCAAAAUAUAAUGGACAUGUAAAUGAACCUGGGGAAUAAGCAAUAAUAUCCACUAGUGUUUGUCAUCAGCUACUGUAACCAAGUGGCUGGUUCAUUUGGUUGAUGCUGAUUAUGGCCUUUAACCAUGGUGGUUUGUUUUCGUGUUUUUUAUUUCACAAAAAGCCAAUAAAACUGUUUAGCUAUAAAA
Molecule: messenger RNA, 4422 nt
Organism: Lynx canadensis (Canada lynx)
Lineage: Eukaryota; Metazoa; Chordata; Mammalia; Carnivora; Felidae
Gene: RHOBTB1
Product: Rho related BTB domain containing 1
Exons: 12
Coding region: 314-2410 (698 amino acids)
Biological process (GO): small GTPase-mediated signal transduction; regulation of proteolysis; proteasome-mediated ubiquitin-dependent protein catabolic process
Cellular component (GO): cytoplasm
Molecular function (GO): ubiquitin protein ligase binding; GTPase activity; GTP binding
Source: RefSeq, a predicted model, not a curated record